Messenger RNA from Lycium ferocissimum, 333 nucleotides. RefSeq lists its product as uncharacterized. Bases 1 to 333 code for a protein of 110 amino acids. The transcript has a single exon. The record is from RefSeq and is a predicted model, not a curated record. Lineage: Eukaryota; Viridiplantae; Streptophyta; Magnoliopsida; Solanales; Solanaceae.
AUGCAGAGAAUUGGCCAAGUUACGUAUAAACUUGAUUUGCCACCAGAUCUAGAGGCAGUCCAUCAGGUAUUCCAUGUCUCUGUGUUUCAUAAAUGCAUAGGCGAUCCUUCUCGCAUUACUCCUAUUGAGAAUGUUCAAGUUACGGAGGACUUGUCGUACGAAGAGAUUCCUGUCGCCAUCCUAGAUCGUCAAGUUUGUAAACUGCAAACUAAAGAGGUGGCUUCAGUUAAGGUAUUGUGGCAGAAUAAUAAUGUCGAAGAGAUGACUUGGGAGGCAGAAGAAGAUAUGAAAGCUCGAUACCCUUAUUUGUUCCCAUCUUCAGGUUUACAUUGA